Molecule: messenger RNA, 2373 nt
Organism: Huiozyma naganishii CBS 8797
Lineage: Eukaryota; Fungi; Ascomycota; Saccharomycetes; Saccharomycetales; Saccharomycetaceae
Exons: 1
Coding region: 1-2373 (790 amino acids)
Cellular component (GO): cytosol; mitochondrial outer membrane; nucleus
Molecular function (GO): protein binding
Source: RefSeq, a predicted model, not a curated record
AUGUUCAAAAGCUUCUUUGGGUCGAAGGAACCCACUCUCUCGAGGGAGGAAAUGACAAAAGUCGUUUUGAAGCAGGCGCACGAUUUCGAGAUCGCGCUGAAGGCAAUGGACUACGUCCUCGACGACAGGGCCGAGCAGGGGCUCUACCUCUUGGAACAACAGAGGAAGCAGCUCACACAGGACCCCAAUGCCGACGAAACGAUUAAUAUCCUCGCUAGAGGUGUCAUCGAGUUCUUAGAGGCCACACUGUCAUUCGAGAUCAAAGAGAUGAAAAUCGCAUCAGAGACACUAGGUAAAGCGGAACAGUUGUCCCUCAAGUCAAAGGCUCGCGUGGAGAAGGAGAAGAUUAAGAGUAGCUCCGUAUACCCGCCAGGUACUCUGUACGCAGUCACAUACACGGAGUCCUGCCUGCUGCAUGCGCUGCUGAUGCUCUUCAGCGAAAGCAUGAUGGAGGCAGCAAAGGCCGUGUUGAAGCUCAGAAAGGCGUACUACACUCUACAGGAGAUCUUUGAAACCAUAAAGAAGGCUAGGGAACAGGGCAAAAAAACCGCCUCUACCACCAACACCACGACAACGGGGAACGAUUCCUCACAAAGAAGUCACUCGUCCUCCUCAGCUUCGUUCAUUUCAAUGGACGGUAAAGAGUUUGUGUCCGCUGAUAUCCCGUACAAACUCUCUCAGCAGGAGCAAAAGGACAAAGAAAUCCUGGAGUACGCGGAACUGGUCCACACUAUGAAGACUGCAAGGCUUUCAGGGGGCCACAUCGACAAUUCCCCAGCGAUCAACAGACUUAGAGACGAGCUUGGCCUCGAGGCGUUGAACAACCUCCCAAGGGAAAGUGUUACGGAACACACGUACUUGUCUCACGACAUCGAUGACAGUCAGGCAACGGUAGACGAGUUCAUCGACUCCGGUGUCAGCCUGUGUUUUGGUAUCUUGCAAGUAGUGCUCUCUUUGCUCCCACCGGCUAUCGGCGCAGUGUUGUCCGUUAUCGGGUUCAAGGGGUCACGCGAGGAGGGGCUCAGAUUGGUCUGGAGAUCCACUAAGCAGAGAAACGUCCACGGCUGUAUUGGCCUUUUGGCACUGAUGUUCUACUACGACGGACCGUUCCAAUUCACGGACGAUGAUUUCGACAUCCCUGCAACAACAUCGCCAACCCAACCAUCGAGGCCAAUGUCUCCCUCGUUGUCCCGGAAAAGCACGGAGGAAACGAUCGGGUCCCGCUCAGCGGGUACGCGCUCAGUAACGUCCCAGUCCGACAGUAAAAAAAUGACCAAGCUCUCCUCCGCGCAAUCCUCGGCACACCAGCAACAGGAGGGAAACAGUGUGGAUACCAUGGACGAACCAACACUGCUGCAUCCAGGGAAGAUCCUGGAAAAGGCUCUGCUCCAGGCGAGAGCUUUGUUUCCAAACAGCGCUCUAUGGUUGCUGAAUGAGGCUCGCAUGCUGUCCGGUAAAGGUAGACUGCGGGAGGCAGUCCAAUUGAUGGACUCCAUUGAUGUGAACCACAUCCACAUGAGACAGGUCAAAGUGUUGAUGAUCUUCGACCGUGCUAUUACGUUGGUCCACCUCCACGAGUACGAUAGGGCAGCAGACGACUUGUUGGCAUUGAUAGACAUCAGUGACUGGUCGCACGCUCUAUACACGUAUUUUGCAGGGUGUUGUUACCUGGAGAACUGGAGAAGGUGCACCAUGGGACUGAUGGACGAGAAGAAUUCAAAGGGUGCAGAGUGGUACAAGACUAACGCGACCAAAUUGAUAUUCAGUGCGUCAGAUCAUUUGGGGAAGAAGACCUUCAAAGCGAAGAACUUACCGCUCGACAGAUUCAUGUUGAGGAAAGUGGAGCAGUUCCGCAGCAUGCAAAAGAGUUUGAAAUUGGACGACCCAUUGGACGCGAUUGCAACAUCCCCUGUUCACGAACUGGCAUACUUCUACAACGGGUACAACAGAAUGACUCAAGACGGCCUACAGCUGACGAUGAAGAUGUUGACAGAAUUCACCAACCCGGCUAUCGAGGCGAAGAACCCGGACCAAGAGCUCAUCAAGGACAUCCUUGUCUCGUUGACUCUAAGAAGACUGGGCAAGAUCCAGGAAGGCUGUGAUAUCCUUGACCAGAAGGUUCUUCCACAACUGUUCACCAUGGAGUACGGGAAAGUGAAGUACGUCAAGAAGACGGAGGACCCAUGGGCUUACCCAACUGCAUUCUAUGAGCGCGCUUUGUUCUGCUGGAAACUGAACGGAAUGAACGAUUUACCAGAGAGUAGAGAGUGGCUUGUGAGAGCACAGAACUAUGCGGCCGAUUACGAGUUAAGUACCCGUGUUGGGAUGAAGAUCAAAGCUGCCCUGGACAGAGUAGAACACUCUAUGACUUAA